GUAGCUGCUUGUAUUCUCAAAGGGGGCUGUCUGCAGAGAGUGGGGGUAGGAGUCCUGGGAGCGAGGUUUUAUCCUCACCUAUUCCAGCUGUCCGAACCAGAAACCCUUUGACUCUACCCUGCUGUAGAACAAAGCUGCCUAGAGCAGUAGGGGUAACUCACUGAAGCUAGGAGGACAAAAAAGACGGAGAACCAAUGACUCUGUAGCAAAUACUUGGAUACUUGGGAGGUCAUUUUUACACUCAAUCUGAGAAUCUUUUAUUCAUGUGUGAGAUGAAGAGACUGUAAUGCAGCUCCUAUUGCCUGUGGACCAGGAACUGUGGCUACUGGGCACUGACAUGUCAGCAGCUGCUUAGGUUGAAGACAGCAUAGCUAUUUCUUUCGCUGACUUGUGAAAUCCUGUUUAAUCUUCAAACUGGCGAUGUCAAGGGUGCCGAGUCCUCCUCCUCCGGCAGAAAUGUCGAGUGGACCUGUAGCUGAAAGCUGGUGCUACACUCAGAUUAAAGUGGUAAAGUUUUCAUACAUGUGGACCAUAAACAACUUUAGUUUCUGCCGGGAGGAAAUGGGCGAGGUCAUCAAAAGUUCAACCUUUUCAUCAGGAGCCAAUGAUAAACUGAAAUGGUGUUUGCGUGUGAACCCUAAGGGCUUGGAUGAAGAAAGUAAAGAUUAUCUGUCCCUCUACCUAUUACUGGUUAGCUGUCCAAAGAGUGAAGUUCGUGCAAAGUUCAAAUUCUCCAUCCUCAAUGCUAAAGGAGAAGAAACAAAAGCAAUGGAGAGCCAGCGAGCAUAUCGGUUUGUACAAGGCAAGGACUGGGGAUUCAAGAAGUUCAUUAGAAGAGACUUUCUCUUGGAUGAGGCCAAUGGACUUCUUCCAGAUGACAAACUCACUCUCUUCUGUGAGGUGAGUGUGGUACAGGACUCGGUCAAUAUCUCUGGCCAGAACACCAUGAACAUGGUGAAGGUACCUGAAUGCCGCUUGGCGGAUGAGUUGGGAGGACUCUGGGAGAAUUCUCGCUUCACGGACUGCUGUCUGUGUGUUGCAGGCCAGGAAUUCCAGGCUCACAAAGCUAUACUGGCAGCACGUUCCCCAGUUUUCAGUGCCAUGUUUGAACAUGAGAUGGAAGAGAGUAAAAAGAAUCGGGUUGAAAUCAAUGAUGUGGAGCCAGAAGUUUUUAAGGAAAUGAUGUGCUUUAUUUACACGGGGAAGGCACCAAACCUUGACAAAAUGGCUGACGAUUUGCUGGCAGCUGCUGACAAGUAUGCUCUGGAACGCUUGAAGGUGAUGUGCGAGGAUGCACUGUGCAGUAACCUAUCUGUGGAAAAUGCAGCUGAGAUUCUCAUUCUGGCUGAUCUACACAGUGCUGAUCAGCUAAAAACUCAAGCUGUGGACUUCAUUAACUAUCAUGCUUCUGAUGUCAUGGAGACCUCAGGCUGGAAGUCCAUGGUGGUAUCACAUCCCCAUUUGGUGGCUGAAGCAUAUCGCUCUUUGGCCUCCGCACAGUGUCCCUUCCUGGGUCCACCACGUAAGCGACUGAAGCAAUCCUAAGGCCAUCCCUGUCACAUAACCCCAUGUUUUUCUGGAAGCAGCAGCAGCUAUUGCUGCUCUGACCUUGGCCACCAGGUAGACAGCGCAAUCUGAGGAGCUUUUACUCUGUUUGUGGGGGGAGAGACUGCUUCGUGAGACCCAGACUUUUUAAAACAGCACCAAGUAACUUGUGGGAAGGGGGGAGGGUGGGCGGGCCUGGGGCCCAGAAGCUGUUCAACCUAACAAAUCCCUGUCGCUGCAUCGUCUGUGUUCCCUUCCACUUGGCUGAGUCAGUAACUACGGGGUUCGGUUUAAGCACCAGCCCACUCGGACAAUCCCAGUAGUGGUACUGGGGGAAACAAAGGCUCUGUGUCUGACAGCACAGAACAAAUCGUCAGACUCCCGGAGCAAAGAGGACAUUUUAGUUUUGGAGAGAGUAGGAAAAGAAGAAAAAUUCCAACGAGAUUCUGAAGAGGAAGUACCUGGUGGGAGCUCCAGUAGUAUUUAUAUAAAAGAAAGAAUUUAAGUCCUUCCACUUGUGCUAAAAACUGGACAUUUGUGUAACUCCUUAAUGCCAUUCAGCAACAAGAAGAUCAGUUUCUCUCUUAGUAGCACUUGUAUGUUGAUUGAAAAAAAAUCUUUUUUACUGAAUGACAAGUUGAAGUGAAAGGGGACAGCAAAAUGUUGUGUGCUAAGGAGGAUGUGAAUAGACUAAAGGCAGCCUUUACACAUCUGUUGGCUUUCUAGGACUGGAAAAUCCUUGAUCUGAAGUGUGCUGUCUGACAAGGACAAUGGUUACCUGUUUUUAGAUAUUGUGGGAAAUGUUUUUGCAUUUUUCCCUGCUUUAUUUUUCCCCCUUUUUUAAAAAAAGAAGUUUUAUUGUUCAUGAAUGCUAUGUCAAAGGUCCCUGUCCUGAGUUGCUAAUGAUUCUUAUCAACUGUUUGUACCUGACUUGCUGACUGUCUAGGAGCCAGUCCUGUUCCUUUCUAUUAGUCACUCUUCUUACAGGGAAGAAGUUCCAAAAUAGCUGGUAACUUUUUUUCUUUUUGAAAAAUAUAAAUAAUUACUAUUUUGUA
Molecule: messenger RNA, 2600 nt
Organism: Pelodiscus sinensis (Chinese soft-shelled turtle)
Lineage: Eukaryota; Metazoa; Chordata; Testudines; Trionychidae
Gene: SPOP
Product: speckle type BTB/POZ protein
Molecular function (GO): protein binding
Source: RefSeq, a predicted model, not a curated record